AUGAUUCUUGAAAGUAUCCCUUCGAAUAAUGCAAAACAAAGCGUAGCUGUGUUGUUUACAUUGUGCGUCUUGCUGUUUUGCUUGCACUCAUCAAAAUGUCUACUUUCUUGUGACAAAGUAUACAGACAUACAGCAGAAAAUGGGACGUUGUUAUCUGAAGAAAAUCUCCAUUUUUUGGUGCCUACUACGUGCAUUUGGGAAAUCCAAGUACCAACGGGCUAUCGAAUCGAAUUAACCGUUCGCGUUUUCGAGAUCAAAACGGCGUGUUGUUCUUGUAAAGAUGAUUAUGUGGAGUUUCGAGACGGUCUUAACUCCACAUCGCCUUUCGUCGGGCGAUAUUGUGCAAAUAGUAGACCCAUCAGAGUUUACUCUUCUCAAAACGUACUCAGAGUUAAAUAUUUUUCAUCUGCAACGAACCAUCGGGCGAAUCUUACUACGGUCAAUAAAUUUAAAGCCGAUUAUCGGACAAUAUGUGGGAAAUUUAUCCGAGAGAGCUCAGCGGUGAUAAGAUCACCCCCUUUAUACCAAAAUUUCACCAGUGUUAAUCGUUGUUUGUUUACGAUUGCUGUCCCAUAUGGGUGGAUUAAAGUGACCUUCACCAACUUUACUGUCGGAAAAUCUGACAUGUGUCACACUGACUUUGUCAUGGUCAAAGAAACUGCCUUUGUCGAGGUCAAGAGCACCACUCGAGGAUAUGAGCGUUUAUGUGGGGAGUUAAAGUCGUUUUACAUAUUUUCAAAAGGACGUGAAUUAUCUUUGCUUCACCAGACGUCUCAACAAUUCAAAUCAAAUUUUGCAGCAACUUUUAAAGGUACGAACACAAGCAUGGCACCCUGCGGGGGUCUCUUGACAAACGAUGCUGGCUACAUCUACUCCUACGGGUACCCGAAACCAUACCCCAGAGCUGCCGAAUGUGUUUGGAAAAUCGAAGUUCGACAUGGCUACGUCAAAUUAAAAUUCCUCGAGUUUAAUUUCGCUACUGCAAGGACUGGAUGCACAAAUGGACAAGUAGAAGUCUAUGAUGGUUGGUCUGGUAAUUCUGUAAAAAUUAAAACUGCUUGCAGCCAACCUCGCAAACUAACCUGGCUAUCGAAAUCAAAUAGGCUCCUAAUUAAAGCAACCUCUAAAAACAAAGAAGCUGGGAUGUUUGUACUAAGUUAUAAGCUAGUGGAGCAAGGCUUGUGCUCUGCAGGCGAAUUUUGCUGUACAAGUCGACAAUGCAUAAGCCAAGGAGCUGUUUGUGAUGGAUUGCACGAUUGUUCGGACGGUAGUGACGAAUUAAAUUGCCCCGAAAAGAAACCUAGCAAAGCUCUGUAUAUACUUUGGGUACUUAUUGUAUUUUUCGCCUCAAUUCUGAUGGUAAUAUGGUUAUGGAGGACCUGGCGUAGAGCUGUUCACCGCACAGUACAAAUUCGAAGAGACCAAUGUCCUGAAGCAGAUGAUUAUGCUUGUGAGGUUCCAUCACAAAGUGGUGCUCCUCCGACAUAUAGUGAAGCUUUAAAUCAUGACACUCCUACAAGUCCGCCAACCUAUGAGGAAGCUCUGCUUAACGACAAUGGGGGAGUGAUACUGGAGCAAGGAAACACUGUUCGAUUUCCUGCCCGCCCAGUCAGCUGUAGCCGCCAUUUGUUGCCAUUGAGAUAUGAUUCGCAAAGAAGACAUGGUAGACGUGGCAAUAAUACUAGGCAGAGUCACGGUAGACACGGCAAUAAUACUAGGCAGAGUCCGCUAGGAAUUGUGUGA
This is a messenger RNA of Paramuricea clavata, 1743 nucleotides long. The record is from the annotation of a GenBank genome assembly. Lineage: Eukaryota; Metazoa; Cnidaria; Anthozoa; Malacalcyonacea; Plexauridae.